UUUUUUUUUCACUUCAAAUGUGCUUGGCUUCAGGAUCUGAUCCACCUAAUAAUGUAAAUAAAAUCGAGAAUAAAAAACAAAAGCUUGAUUCAAGUUAUGAAAAUGUAUCGGGAGAUGAAGAUGAAACUUCUACUUGCAUUAUUUGUUCAGAAGUUUGGACAAGUAGGGGAGAUCAUUGUCUUGUUAGUUUACCAUGCGGCCAUUUAUUUGGUAAAAAAUGUAUUGUGCGCUGGAUAUUGGAUAAGUCAAGAAAGUCAAAUUCAAAAAAAGCUGGAUGUCCGAUGUGCAUGAAAACUACACGUGAAACAGAUAUUCGUGUUGUAAAACCAUCAAAGAUAGCAGUAAAAGAUACUUCACAAAUGGAUUUAUUAAAAAAAGAACUCGAAGCCCUUAAAAAUAAAAUAAAAGAAAAUAAAAAUGCUUUAGAUUUAGCUCGCUUGUCUCUUAAUUUACACAAGAAAGAACUAGAAAGAGCAAGAGAAAGACACAUAAUACAAUUACCGCAAAUCAAAGAGACAAUGAUAAUCAAAAAUCCGUUAAGAUCAUUAAAUGUAAAUACAUCUUAUCUUUCACCUUCUUCUUCUCAGAACAAUAUUAAAUUGCAACCUACUUUCAGCAAUGUCAGUCAUGAAGAUAAGGAAAACUACAACAAAAUACCCGAUAAUUUUAUCAAUAAGAUGGAUCAUACAAAUAUACCAUAUAUAAAAAACUCAUAUCGCUAUUCAAUAUGUAAAUCGAAAAGACUAUCUGAGAAUAGACAUGUGGCACGCGUAAUGGCGUUAGAUCAGCAAUCUAAUACCGCAUAUAUAUCAUUUAAAUCUUCUAAGGAUGGACAUGGAAUACUUAAACUUAAUUUAACCAAUGUUGAGACGACAGAAUUUAUAUCAACACAUAAUGGUUUAGUGCGAGAUAUACAAUAUAAUAGUGAAAAGCCAAAUUUGAUUUUAUCUACUGGCAUAGAUAAAUCAUUGCAAUUAAUAUCGACCAUUACGAAUACAGUAGAGAAAUCUGUGAUGCUACCUACUGCAGGAUGGUCAUGUAGUUUUGAUUCUUUAGAUUCAAAUAAAUUACAUUGUGGACUAAUAGAUAGUACUAUCUUAACAUAUGAUAUACGGAAUCUAAGUGUACCAUUUAACCAAUUUAAAAGUUCAACUAUUUCAAAAACCCCACUUCAUUCUAUGUUUUCAAAGAAAAUCCUUGACAGAAGAGUUUUAUGUUGUUCGAAUUUAAAUCAAGCAUUUAUAUGGGACUAUCAUGAAGAGAUACCUAUCUGUAAUUUGUUAAGCAUAGAAAAUGGAUACAAACCUUUUUCGUUCUCUUUCAAUUAUGGUAGUGAAAGCUCUUUAUUGUUAUCUUCAAGGAAUAAUAUUGCAACAAAGCAUCAACUUUUAAAAUUAAAUGAAGAUUAUUCAACAACUGUCAUCGCUACUCUAGAUUUCCAAUUACCUCAAAAGAACUUGACAAGAACUUGUUCUUAUGUAAUGCAUCCAGAUAUUAUGGAUAAUCAAGAAUCAGUUAUAUGUUAUAGUAAUGAAGUAGAAGGCAUGUUAUGUUUGUCGAAAUCUAAUCAGGAUAAACUGCAACAUUUUCGAAUUAACAGCUGUCCUCUUGAUAUUCAAAUAUACGAUCAAUUAAGGCUGGCUUUCUUAACUGAUAAUAGAUUCUUUUUACUGCAGCUUAAUAAGUAAAACCUCUUUUAUCAUAACGAUAGGAAGAAGUUUUCUUUUUAUUUAGUAUAUUCUCAUGUUAUAAAAUAUGUGUUUUUUUUGUAUAGUAUAGCUUAGUAUCUUAUUUUAAUUCAUUGUAUAUAUUCACGUAAUAAACAUUAUCAAAU
Messenger RNA from Cokeromyces recurvatus, 1834 nucleotides. RefSeq lists its product as uncharacterized. Gene Ontology annotation, biological process: protein ubiquitination; interstrand cross-link repair. Gene Ontology annotation, cellular component: nucleus. The transcript is spliced from 5 exons. Gene Ontology annotation, molecular function: ubiquitin protein ligase activity; protein binding. NCBI's taxonomy places the organism in Eukaryota, Fungi, Mucoromycota, Mucoromycetes, Mucorales, Mucoraceae. The record is from RefSeq and is a predicted model, not a curated record. Bases 18 to 1688 code for a protein of 556 amino acids.